Microthlaspi erraticum is the source of this 1185-nucleotide messenger RNA. The record is from the annotation of a GenBank genome assembly. NCBI's taxonomy places the organism in Eukaryota, Viridiplantae, Streptophyta, Magnoliopsida, Brassicales, Brassicaceae.
AUGAACGACUUCAAGAAACUCCAGGCGGUCUUAUCUAACAAACUAACCGACGAGUACAUCCCUCUCCUCCGGCGAUCGCUAUCCUCCGGCGUGCUCAAAACCGACGUCGACACCGUCCUUGAUGGACUCGUUGCUCACUACGAAAGCGUGGAUCAUGCCGUCAACGGGAACACCAUCGGCGAUAUUUAUCCUUGCCUCUUCACCAAUCUGGAGACUCCGUUUCUCCUCUUCGGCGAUAUCCACCCUUAUCUCUUCACCAAUCUCCUCCGAUCUUUUAUUGAACGCGAUAAUGAAGAUUCCCAUCAAGUUUCGAUGGGACUGCAUCUGAACGAAGCUGAAGAGUGGAAGGUGGUUUCUCCGUGGAAAGACUCUUCGGCGCGACUAAUGGAAAGACUCGAUAUCCUCGAGUGCAGGACGAGGAUGAUGGUUCCUGCGUUUUUGGAGCAGAUGCGAGCGGCACAAAGAGAGUACGUGGUUGCUCGAGUCUCAGAGAUCUUCUCCAAUCAAGGCAACAAGAAGGUUGCGCUUAACGAGUCUUUCACGCCGGAACAAUUGGACGACUUUGUGCAGAUUUUCUUGGCUGCGAAUCGCCUAAGGAAGCGUGUUCUCCUUAGUUUAGUUGACUCGCUUACUUUGGAUGAAUCAGCUCGGUUUCUUGAAGCCGUAUGCCACAUUCUUGUUGGGUUUAAAGAUCAGGUAUAUGGACUAACAUACACUGAAGAAGGGAAACGAGACAAUACGAUUCUGGUAUGCAACUUCAUUUACGGAGUCAUCGUCGUUCCACCGUUGAUAAACUUGAUUGGACGUAUGAACAAGAGAGAGAUGGAGACCACUGCCUUUACGUUUGCCGGGGCUGUCUAUGGGGCACUAGUCGCUACGUUCGUGGCAUCGAUGGUUCAGAGAAGGGGACUACGGAGAGCUUUAAAAGAUGCAUUGUGGGGAGCACUUACGUUCGCUGUUGGGGGAGCAGUACCGUUGGUCUCGGGGAUGCUGAUUCCCAGCAGAUCGUUGAAGACGGUGGUGACCGUUGUUCUCACGGGUGUAUUGGUGAGUCUCGUGUUGAGUCGGGAUUAUAAAUCCCGACCGGACCCAAAACAAAUCACAAAUACCGUAGUCUUGUUGUUGUUCACACUUGUUGCAAUCGGCAUUAGCGUUGCUUUUGCCGAUACAAUAAGUCGUUUGUGA